Messenger RNA from Lineus longissimus, 7483 nucleotides. RefSeq names its product tyrosine-protein phosphatase non-receptor type 11-like. Bases 84 to 1973 code for a protein of 629 amino acids. NCBI's taxonomy places the organism in Eukaryota, Metazoa, Nemertea, Pilidiophora, Heteronemertea, Lineidae. The record is from RefSeq and is a predicted model, not a curated record. Gene Ontology annotation, molecular function: receptor tyrosine kinase binding; non-membrane spanning protein tyrosine phosphatase activity; cell adhesion molecule binding. Gene Ontology annotation, cellular component: cytoplasm. The transcript has 12 exons. Gene Ontology annotation, biological process: protein dephosphorylation; positive regulation of ERK1 and ERK2 cascade.
GCACCAGUCAAGGCCAGAACGAGGCCAAAAGAUGGAAGCCAAAUUUUCGUGACCCUGGUUGCUGUGAAAACCCCAAAAAGAUCAUGAGUUCUAGACGAUGGUUUCAUCCAAACAUCACAGGCCCAGAGGCCGAGGGUCUGCUCAUGGACCGGGGCUUCGAUGGAAGUUUUCUCGCCCGUCGAAGCAGAUCAAAUCCCGGCGAUUUCACGCUAUCGGUCCGCCGCAAAGGUGAAGUGACCCACAUCAAGAUACAGAAUACUGGUGACUGUUAUGACCUGUACGCUGGAGAAAAGUUUGCAACGUUGACUGAGCUUGUGCAAUUUUAUAUAGAAAAUCAAGGCCAGUUGAGGGAGAAAAAUGGUGAGGUCAUCGAAUUGCGGUACCCAUUGAAUUCUGCUGAUCCAACCACGGAAAGAUGGUUUCAUGGGCAUAUAUCGGGGAAAGAGGCAGAGCGUUAUCUCAUGGAGAAGGGUAAAAAUGGUAGCUACUUAGUACGGGAGAGUCAGAGCAAGCCGGGGGACUUUGUGUUAUCCGUACGGUGUGAGGAUAAGGUCACACAUGUUAUGAUAAGAUAUGAGGAUAAUUCCUAUGACAUAGGGGGCGGCGAACAGUUUGAGACUUUGUCCGACCUUGUUGAACAUUACAAGAAGAAUCCCAUGGUUGAACGAUCCGGGAUCGUGCUUCAUCUCAAGACGCCAUUCAAUGCAACGAGAAUCAGCGCGUCUGGCAUAGACUCCCGAGUGAAGGAGUUACAGAAAGAAAACGGGACGGCCACAAGCACAGGGAAGGCUGGAUUCUGGGAAGAAUUUGAGCAACUGCAAACGCAAGAGUGCAAACAUUUAUACAGUCGGAAGGAGGGACGAAAACCUGAAAAUAAAAACAAAAAUCGAUAUAAAAAUAUACUUCCAUUUGAUCACACGCGUGUUGUUUUGAGAGAUCACGGUCUGCCGGCCAAUGAUCAAAGUGGUGCUGAUUACAUAAAUGGCAAUUAUAUUACACACGAAGAAGAUGUGCUGAAUGACCCGAAGAAAACGUACAUAGCAACGCAGGGCUGCCUCGCUUCAACAGUAUGUGAUUUCUGGCGAAUGAUUUGGCAGGAGAAUUCGAGAGUGAUAGUCAUGACAACUAAGGAAGUGGAAAGAGGGAAGAAUAAGUGCGCUCGGUACUGGCCGGAUGAUCGACAGUCAAAAGAGUACGAGGCGUACGGAUACAAGUUAAUCGUCAAGUCAGUAAAGGAAACUCAUACACCAGAUUACACUCUCCGGGAGUUUGACCUCACCAAAAGAGAGGGCAACACUUCCGAGACGAGAACUGUGUUCCACUUUCACUUCACCGUGUGGCCCGACCACGGUGUCCCAUCAGACCCUGGCUGUGUUCUAAACUUCCUCCAUGAAAUCAACGUCAAGCAGGACUCAAUGCCCGGUGCAGGCCCUGUCAUUGUCCACUGCAGUGCCGGCAUUGGACGUACAGGAACUUUUAUUGUGAUAGAUAUGAUUAUAAAUUCGAUAAGACAGUUAGGUCUAGACUGUGAAAUUGACAUACAGAAAACCAUCCAAAUGGUCCGGUCACAGAGAUCUGGGAUGGUUCAGACAGAAACACAGUAUAUAUUUGUUUAUAAAGCUGUCCAGCAUUACAUUGAUACUGUGUCAAAGAGAAUGGCUGAAGAACAGAAAUACCAAAAAACUGGCCGAGAAUACCUGAAUAUUAAGUAUUCUUCCGAGGCGCUAGGUGGCGGGGAACUGCACCGAGCUCUCAAGUCCGUCGCUAACGCUAAUGCUGCUGCACCCACAUUGUCAACGCCAACACUGGCGCAAUCUGCUGCUAGCCAGAGACAUAAAACGCAUCAUAAAGAGCUUCCAAAAUUACCUGAUGACCAUACUGCCUCUCUGUCAGGGCAACGCGAGCCGCAACUUUACGAAAACAUCGAAAUUCUCAAGCCACCUCCGCGGCCGAAGAAGAUGGAGGGCCAUUGACAGUAACUUUUUCUUGCCACUUUGUGGUAAACGAUGGGUUUUAUUCGUUAAGAUUUGAAAACAGGAGUGCAUUCGCGAGAGGAAUAUUUGGAAAGGUCUUGCUGUAAGCUGCAAAGUUUUUGCAAUUUGCGAUAACUUUUGUCAAAAUUUCGGAUUUUCUUUCAAUCUUUCUUUCUUAACCAUUAAAAACCAGAGUUAAUCUCAGAAGGCAUCUUCACAAAACCGUUGCCAUUUAUUAGCUAUUUUAUUGUAAUUUACCAGUUCGCAUUUACAUAGGUGUUACUCUAUGUAAACGCAGGCUGAACAACUAUGUAAAUGCGGGCUGAGGGGAUUAUUUAUUAUGUCAGUGGCAGCCACAAGAUGGGAGUGAUGCGGGAGUGAUUACACCAACAAUGUUUUGGACAACUCUCGUGAUCAUCCUUGUUUCUAGUUGAAUUGCUGUUGUGUCACUCCCGUAAAAUGCUAUCACAGGAGUGAACUGAUCACUCUAAUGCGAAUUUCUUUUGACUGCCACUGUUGUCUAUUGCCUUUACUGGGUGUCAAGACAUUUUUUACCAGGUGACUUGGAAUGAAGUAUUUGGAUUUCAUCGUGUAUGAGCUGUACAAAUGACCUCCCGAUACAUUUGUGGUCAGACUGAACUAUUUGUGAAAAGCCUAACUGGUGAUGUAAAUAAACCCGGAACUGCAUGCAUUGACAAAAGAUUUUUUAGUUGGUGAAUUGGUUAUACGUUUAUUGUUCGUCUACGGUUACCUGGUUUAAACUCUGGUUUAAAGUCAUCAAAGUGAAAUUCGGUGGUCAUAAACAAAAAAGUAUACAAUAAUCUAAAGUAUUUCCUGAAAUUUCAGGAUAUUAGUUAUAAGGUAAAGGAGUUGUUGUCUAAAAUCUCGGCCAGUAUUCGCUUGGGGAACCUUAUCAUUUCCUCAAAGGUAAAUCCAAGAUGGCUGCAGGCUUGUGGAAGCUUGUACAUUUUGGGGAACAGCUCCCUCAUCUUAUAUGCAAAUGUUAUGAAUUGAUCAGGAAAUGUUGAUAAAUGUCAUGCUUAUUUUGUUCAUGACCAUGAGAUUUCAUUUCAAUGACUUUAAGCCUGUCGGAAGCUGAUGGACACUGUUUAGGAUGACCCUUUUUCAAGUGCAUUCUUGACACUGAUAUUUCAUUGCAUAAUCAUGAUUAAUGGAACUAAGAAAUAUGGAAAUCGGUGGCAUAGUGGAUAUAAAACCCUGGGUCAUAAUCAGGAGAUCAUUGAGUUCAACUCGCAGAAGGUUCUCACAUUUUCUUCUCGGGAGUCCUUGAGCAAGUCACCUGUCCUUUCAUUGCUUCAUCUUUGAAUGUGGCAUAAAAGCGAGGUAUCUUUAGGGCAUAGCUGCUGCCAGCUCCAGGGCAACCUGAAGACCCCAUCCAUGGGUACGAGGGGUGGAAAUCCUCUGCCUGGCUGAAGACAAUUGACCUGAUCAAAACCCAAUCGGAGCCCACAUGUAGUGGCAUACUAAAAUGUUCACUAGUCCUGACAUUGUAAAUGUAAUACUCCUAGCACACAUUAUCCAGGCCAGACCUGGUGGUUUCAUAAAGGGUCGAUGCCACUAUACUACAGGGUGGCCCAGAAAACUUCCCUCACACAAUAAAAUUCUAUCGCGUAUCCAUUGUGUGAGGGAAAGAUAUUCUGGGCCACCCUAUAUAUCUGCACAUUACGUUUUGAGUAGUGUGUUUUUGAUGUGUGUGAUGCUCGGGGUUAACCAUUUUAACACCUUCCAAGUUCUGGUCUUCAGGAAAUAUGAUUGCAUUUGCUGUCUGUUCAUUUGCAUAAAUUAUAAUAUGCUAAUUGGUAUUUUUAGAGGUUACACUGCAUUUAUGCCAAUUAUGUACAAUGUAUCUAAUGAUUUAAAAACCAUGGGUUAUAGGCUGUGGCCAAAAUCCCAAAAGGGGCUUUUUAAAUCUGUGACAACAUUUCGGGGGCAGCCUGAAGUUCCUAUUAUCAUGAUAAGUACAAAGGUGCUUAUUUUACAUUAAACAAAAGUUCCCGCAAAAAUUCUUACUCCUAAACCAGAUAAAUUGACAUUACCAACCAAACAAUCCUGUCAAUUGAGCUCAGUGAAAGAAAUAUUUUUAGUUCACAAUCAUAUCCUGGUGGCAGCGCUGAAUGGUGCAAAUUUGGCCACCUAGGAGGCAGUCAUAUAACUAAAAUAAUUGGAGUUUGUACAAUCAUGGAGGUAUAAUAACCUCCAUGGUACAAUGUAUGGGCUAUUCUUGUGAUUAAAUUCGGUAUAUCUGGUUUAUGUGCACUUAUUCUUGUGGUAACUUUCUUAUUAUGUGAUGUGAUCACCUCAUUCAUCAUGACAAAACCAUUUUCACUCACUCCUGGAAAUGUUACCACGAAAGACAGAUUUUUGGAUGUGCCCCAUGGCACAUUAAAUUAUUGUCUUUCCUUCAUUUGGUUCAACUAGAAGUGCCUUAUUCAGACACUUGUUUGGAGAUUAUUAAUUCAGAAACCAGCCGAAAGUCAAAGCGCUACCAAAUAACUAGAACCUUCGGUGUUUAUGAGUUCUGCUUUUCUCACUAAAAUCCUUUUUUUAUCGAGGGGAUUUCAGGAGUAGCGCUCUGCACUUAUGAUACAGCGAUCACCGGUUAACCGGAUAUCAGAGAAAAUUCAUCAUUGUAUUUUGCGAUAGCAAUGUUUUUGGCAAUAGAGUUGUGACGUCAAAUUUAUCAAUAUCAUGACGUCAUUGUUGUUGUCAUGAUGACUUUCUGAGCUUUUUUAGUCCGAGUGCCGAGCGCUAUUUGAUAUUUUUUUGUAAAAUCCAUCCAGUCCCACGUUUUAUAGUCAAGGGUGACAUGAAUAAUGAUAUAAAUGUUUUGUAUAUUUGUUGUAUAGUAUAAUAGUCGAAGAUAUUUUGUUAAAUCCUACAUGGGUAGGGUCUGAAUUGCGUUCUCAUACAAUGUACAUUAGCUGUGGGCGGGUUGCCAAUCCCCUAAAGCUUCUCGUGAACAAAAGAUCUAUUUUGCAGUGCUCUGCAAUAAUUAUCGCAAGCUACAUACGAAAUUCUCUUGUUUGUAGCAACCAAAAAGAAAUUGUUGUCGCUGCAACUUACAAUGAAUAUUAAACUCAGCAAUGACAUUAUUUCCCGCAGACAUAUUGCCAUCUUUUUGACACACAGUGCAGUGAUAAUUAUUGCAGGUUGCAGCAAAACAACUCUAGUCUGCGUGGCACUUUAAGGCUGCAAUGCGGUUGCCUUCCAUUUAUGUUGUGGCGAUGAUAUCAAUCGAGCUUGUCAACAAGUUUUGUGCACAUGCUGAAAGUUAAGCAUGUAUUAAUGAACCAUGUAUUGAUGAUACAAAAGUAAUGUCCGACAUGUAUAUCACAGGGUUCCCCAGAGGGUUUUCUCAAGGCAGGGUGGUACCAUUGAUAUACAAGGAGUUUUGCCAGUAGGGUAGUCUGCAAUUUAAGGUAGGGUGGCCCUUUAGAAACCCUUUACAAAGUUUUAGAGCGAGAUAGGGUGGCUAUUGCAAGGUACAGUCCAAAUCACAAUUGUCAUCCCGAAAUUCGCCUCAUUGACACUCUACCCAGCAUGUUGGUCGUGCAAAAGUCGAGUGGUGGUCGCUCGUAAUUUACACGAAACAUAGAGAGAUAAGCGUGUCAUUGGCGGGCAACUUGGCACGUAACUUGCGCGUAUGUUGCCUGUCUAUGAUGCGAUGCAGGAUGGAGGUCAGUUGUGAUUUGGACUGUAGGGUGGUAAGCUGCCAAGUUAGGGUGGACUGCCCUGACAAAAGUCCUUGUGGAGUCCUUGAAUAGACUUAGACUGGAGAUCGUUGCAUUUGUUUACUUCUACCUACACAAAAGUCCUUGUGGAGAACACUGAUAUCGGCGCUUCCCAUGGAAAACUGCUUUGAAAAGCCAGAUGUUUGGUUUAUGAAAUGGUCUUUGAAGGAUACUCUGUUCGUUCACAAAUUUGAAAAUUGAUCUGUGUAAAUACGCACUGUAAAUAAAUUUCAACAAUGCCAUGGUGUAGACAGUGAGCUGUAGGGUGCAGAAUUCGGAAAUAUUUCAGACUAUUGAUUUGAUAUCGAAUGAGGGUGGGUAUUAACCCUCGUGUCACCAGAUCAUUACCUCAUUUAGGCAAAGGACUAACAGUUUUGAUAAUAUUAUCUGGAGCAUAUACAUUGUGAUAAAGUGACUUGUCCAAGAACUGAGGUGUUACAUGGCUGUUGCAAUAGGUACCUAGUAUUAUAAAGCUGUUCUAUUUAGCUUUGGGAGUCUUGAUUAGAAAGUAGUUACCACAAUCGAGCGACUUGAUCUAAAGUAUCGAAGUCUGCAUUGUGAAGUACAUGUAGUUAGUACAGAGCCACUUACAUGCACAUGUAAAUGUUGGAGUCUGCAUUGGGAUGUAGUUUGUACAGAGCCACUUAAAUGUAAGUGUGAAAGUCUGCAUUUGGAUGUAGUUUGUACAGAGCCACUUACAUGUAAGUGUGAAAGUCUGCAUUGGGAUGUAGUUUGUACAGAGCCACUACCAUGUAAGUGUGAAAGUCUGCAUUGGGAUGUAGUUUGUACAGAGCCACUUACAUGUAAGUGUGAAAGUCUGCAUUGGGAUGUAGUUUGUACAGAGCCACUUACAUGUAAGUGUGAAAGUCUGCAUUGGGAUGUAGUUUGUACAGAGCCACUUCCAUGUAAGUGUGAAAGUCUGCAUUGGGAUGUAGUUUGUACAGAGCCACUUCCAUGUAAGUGUGAAAGUCUGCAUUGGGAUGUAGUUUGUACAGAGCCACUUACAUGUAAGUGUGAAAGUCUGCAUUGGGAUGUAGUUUGUACAGAGCCACUUACAUGUAAGUGUGAAAGUCUGCAUUGGGAUGUAGUUUGUACAGAGCCACUUCCAUGUAAGUGUGAAAGUCUGCAUUGGGAUGAAGUUUGUACAGAGCCACUUCCAUGUAAGUGUGGAAGUCUGCAUUGGGAUGUAGUUUGUACAGAGCAACUUCCAUGUAAGUGUGGAAGUCUGCAGUGUCCUUUUCAGACAUACAGCAUAUAUAUAUUGAAUGUAUAAAUAUAUAUUUUUGUGUUGGACAGCUACAUGUAAUCAUGAAGUUAAUUUAUGUCGCAUGUUGGAGGAAGGGAGAUGUAGAUGUAUUAGGUUCAAAUCUUUGCCAGGCCAUUGCCCAGGUUCAGAACUGUGGUGUCAUUAUAAUGAGGCCAGGACUGUAAUGCAACAGUAAAUUUUGAAGCUACUGGUCUGGAGUAUCCCAUUUUUGUUUUCAGUCAGGGAAAAUGGUAAACAUGAUCAUCAAUGAUCAUCGAAUAGACAGUCAGGCCACGCACUGUUUCUGGACAAAUUCUCUAACCUAAAUGACGUCAUGUUUUCCUCAGUAAUAUAAAGAAUUUAAGAAUUUUUGGUUCUGUAACAGUUAAAAAGAGACAGUGCUAUUUUAUACGAAGAGAGGAGAUGUUGAUGGAUGAAGUGUACAUUUUAUUACAUACAUGUACAUAGGAUUGAAAUAUACAUGUAACAAUAAACACUGCAGUAUAAAUUCA